Messenger RNA from Paramecium primaurelia, 1649 nucleotides. NCBI's taxonomy places the organism in Eukaryota, Ciliophora, Oligohymenophorea, Peniculida, Parameciidae. The record is from the annotation of a GenBank genome assembly.
CUUCUCAGAGAUCCUAUGCGCAUUACUUACAUUUAAGAUUAUGAGAAAGAUGCAAACUUAUUUUUUGCAGGAUUUGAGUUGAAUAUAACACUUAAAUAAUUAGAGGAAUUCUUUACAAAAUGGGGAUAAGUAGUAAGUGUCAAAUUAUCAGUUGAUGAAAAUAAAAAGAGUAGAGGUAAUUAAAAUUCUUAAAUUAUUAUUAAGGUUAUGGUUGGGUUUAAUAUGAAAAGAAAGAUUAAGCUAAUGCUUUGUUAAUUGAAAGUUAAUAAAAUGAAGGAAAAGUUUAAUAUAAUGAAAAGACUUAAAUUAUUGUUAAAAGAUUUAUAAAGAAAGGUACAAAUGAACGUGAAGAUAAGAGAUGUAAUUUAUAUAUCAAGAACUUUUGGACUUCAUUAGAUGGUAUAGAUUUAGAAGACAAUUAAGUUAAAGAAUAAUUAGUAUGAAUAAUCAAAUAUUUAUAAAAGGAAACUGAUAUGCGUAAUAAAUUGAAUGAAUGGUUCAGCACUUAUGGUCCAAUAAUUAGUAUAUUAGUCAAAGUUGAUCCUGAACGUAAAGCUCCAUUUGCUUUUGUCAGUUUUAGUAGACAUCAAGAUGCCAAAGAAGCAUAAAGAACAUUAGGUACUAGUUUAGGAGCAAAUCAAUAAAAGGAUCCUUUGAAUACUGGAAGAAAGAUGUAUGUAGGUUGGGCAUAAACAAAAACAGAUAGAAAAUAAUAAAGAGAUAAUAAUAUCUAUUCAAAAUAUAUUUAUGCUGAUCAUUUGAAUAGAAAUGUUACAGAGGAAAUGAUUAGAUAAACAUUAAAAGAUGCUGGUUAUGGUGAUAUUAGUAUGGUAUUAUAUACUAUUUUUAUUCUUUAAUAGAUUAGAUUAGAAAAGAUGCAAUAAGGAUUUUAAUAAAUCAUUAGAAUUGGAUAUAUUGUAUUUGAAUAAGCAUAAGAUGCAAAUAAAUUGAUCAAAUCUUUCAAAGAGAAUGAAAAAUUUGAUGAAAUAAAAAAUCUUUUUGAUUAAAAUGUUGAGUAAGCUGGUGGAAAAUACUUUCAACAUCUUUUUCCUUAAUAAUCAUAAUAAAGAGGAUAAAGAAGAACUAAUUAAAGAUAAUCUCCAAUUAGAAGAAUGUAUUAAAUGCCUGCAGGACCAGCUUAAUUUGGUAAUAGAAUGCCAUUCCCAUUCCCUAUGUAAUAAAGAAUUCCAAAUGGUGGAAUGAGAAGACCAUAUCAAUAAUAAUAUCCAAAUCCAAUUAGAUAAACUCCAUUACCACCUCCUUUAUAAUAGAUUACUGAUUUAGCUCCAGUUUAAACUGUUGCAUUCAAUAAGAGAUAAGAUUUAGUCGAAUUAUUGAAUAAUUUAGAAAAUUUCAAGGCGAAACCAGAAGAAGAGCAAUUGAAAUAAUUAUAGUAAUCAUUUAAAUUAAUAAUAUUUAGAAUGAUGUUGUAUUAUAGAAUAAAAACAAAAUUAAAUUAAGAUAUAGAAUCUCAUUGGAAGAAGGUUAGUGAAGUACUUUCAGAUCCUUCUAAUUAUACAGUUGAUGAAAUCCUCGAUAUGAUUAAGAAUGAAGAUUAAUUUAAUGAAUUAGUAGAUGAUGCUGUAGCUUAAUUGAAAGAAGAAGCACAUUGGUGAUAAAUUUAUUGUUUGUUCAAAUAUAAAUGUAUU